This is a messenger RNA of Plasmodium fragile, 4281 nucleotides long. Its product is annotated as diphosphate-fructose-6-phosphate 1-phosphotransferase. Gene Ontology annotation, molecular function: diphosphate-fructose-6-phosphate 1-phosphotransferase activity; 6-phosphofructokinase activity; ATP binding. Gene Ontology annotation, biological process: fructose 6-phosphate metabolic process; glycolytic process; response to glucose. The transcript has a single exon. The coding region runs from base 1 to 4281 and encodes 1426 amino acids. Lineage: Eukaryota; Apicomplexa; Aconoidasida; Haemosporida; Plasmodiidae. Gene Ontology annotation, cellular component: cytosol; 6-phosphofructokinase complex. The record is from RefSeq and is a predicted model, not a curated record.
AUGAGUAACUUCAACGAUAAGGGCCAAGAGGCCAAGAAGCCAUCCAUGGACGGCCUCGUCAAAACCAUGUCCGUGCUGCUAAGGGACAAUGAAUGUGCUUUCAAUUUGGAAGAGCAGGAAGGUCAACGAAGCCCAGGUCAAAGGCCGGUCGACAAAAAAGACAGUGAGAUGAUUGACUGUUUGAUGCAAAAGCUAACCUCUAAAAAGUUCCUAGUGGAAAAGGAAAUGAAGAAUUCCUUCUACCUUGUAGAUAAUGAAAAUAUGAAGAUAAAAAAGCUAAAGGAACAUGGUGAUUCGGCAUCCCUAAAUGAUGAUUUGAGUCCUCUACAAUAUGAAAGGAUAAAGUACCAACCAACAUUACCCAAGGCAUUGGCAAGUGAGUAUCAGGUGUUAGAAGAAAACCACGGGGAUGAUUUUAUUAACAAAAAAGAUUAUGAGGAUGUGAAAAAAUAUUUGAAGAAUUUACACAACUUACCCUUUUUGAACGUAAAGGAAACGAAUAACCAUGAAUCUUUUAAGGGAGGAAAUGUAUUGAAAAUUGGAAUUAUUUUAUCUGGUGGUCCUGCGCCAGGUGGACACAACGUCAUAUCGGGUAUAUAUGAUUAUGCGAAGAGGUACAACGAGCAAUCACAGGUUAUUGGCUUUUUAGGAGGCAUAGAUGGUUUGUAUAGUAAAAAUUACGUCACCAUAACGGACUCAUUAAUGAAUCGGUUUCGUAACCUGGGUGGCUUUAACAUGUUGUGGUCAGGACGAGGAAAGGUCAGGAAUAAAGACGAUUUGAUUGCCAUUGAAAAUAUUGUUGCCAAGUUGAAAAUGAAUGGGUUGGUAAUAAUUGGAGGAGAUGGAUCAAACAGUAACGCAGCAUUGAUCUCUGAAUAUUUUGCUGAGAGGAAAAUUCCCAUUUCUGUUAUUGGUAUUCCUAAAACCAUCGAUGGGGAUUUAAAAAGUGAAGCAAUUGAAAUUAGCUUUGGAUUUGAUACUGCCACGAAGACGUACUCUGAAGUGAUAGGCAAUUUAUGUACAGAUGUGAAGACAGGACAUAAUGUAUAUCACGUUGUGAGAGUGAUGGGAAGGUCUGCUUCCCAUGUAGUGUUGGAGUGUGCUUUGCAGACAAGGCCAAACAUAGUCCUCAUAGGAGAAGAAGUAGAGAAGGAAAAAUGGUCCCUAAAGGAUAUCGUUAGUAACAUUGUUAAUACUAUACUGAAGAGAAAAUCACUGAAUAAAAAUCAUGGAGUUAUUUUAAUCCCCGAAGGAUUAAUCGAAUUUGUACCUGAAAUGAAAUUGUUGAUUGGUGAGUUGAAUGUCAUUUUGAAGGAAGGUCCAUUUGAUGCGAACAAAUUGAAGAACUCUAGGGAAGUUUGGGAUUUCUUACCUAGCAUCAUCCAAGAUCAGCUUUUAAUGGAUAGGGAAUCGACGGGCUAUAUUCAAGUGGGCAAAAUUGCAACAGAGAGAUUAAUCAUUGUCCUCGUUGAAUCUGAAUUAGCAAAACUUAAAGACAAUAGUUUGAAUAUUCAGUUCAUGGCUCAUUAUUUAGGAUAUGAGGGUAGGUGUGCCACCCCUUCCAAUUUUGACUGCAAUUAUUGUUAUGCUCUGGGGUACAAUGCUGCUUUGUUAAUUGACCAUAAGAAAACAGGGUACAUGUCUAUUAUACAAAACUUAGAGGAUUCCUAUACCAAUUGGAUCCCUGCGGCCAUUCCAUUUUUGCGUAUCAUGCAUGUGAAUAGGGACAAUACAGGGAAGGAGUUCCCCGCUGUGAAGAGAUACCUCGUAGAUUUGGACAGCCCACUUUUUAACGUAUUGAAAGAAGUUCGUAAUUUAUGGUCCCUAUAUGAUUUAUAUAGAGCUCCUGGCCCUAUUCAGUUCAAUGGGCACUUGAGUAAUUCCAGAUGCUACACGGUGAAGAUACCCACGAAGAAUACACUCCUGUGUCAGAACGCAGAGGAAUUGCAAAUGAUUAUUAAUUUGGCUAAUAAGACGAACCAUGUGGGGGGUAGCAAUGUUGUUGGUGGGGCUGAUGUGGAGGGAGACAACCAGAUGGGUAUUAGUGCCAUUUCCAACGAUGGGAUGAACAGGGGGAAGGAACAUGGUGCGAUUAAUGCUAUGUGUAAAGCGACUCAGGAGAACUCUCUACCCAUGCACAGCAAACAAGGGGGAAAUGACUCGGGAGCCGUGGCAGGGAAGAUUGCCCACCCCGACUUGGCAAGCGAUGCAAGUGCCAAUGCAGAUCAAGAGGAAAAUGAAUUUUACGAACAGCAUUGCUCAAGUUACAAGUCGUUAGGAUGCAUGUCCGAGUUGCAGACCUCCAGGCUAUACAACAAGUUGAUGCUUCCUGAACUAUGCACAGAUUUGAAAGCCAAAGUGAGGGCAGGAAAGCAGUACAUAUCGAGUGACCCCUACACACAGAAGCAGAUCCUAUCCAACUACCCCCACAUGUCAUAUGAAAAUAAAUUUCAAAUUCAAGAAAUUUUUCAUGACAAGUAUGCCACUCCAAUAUCAUUUGAAAUAAAAAUAGGAAUUGUAUUUUUGUCACGACAAGCACCAGGAGCGAUGAAUGUGUUAUGUGGUCUGUACCACCGACUGAAAUUGUUAAAAGGGGUCUGCAUUGCCUUUUACGGACUGUAUGGUUUACUAAACAAUAAGUAUAUCAUUAUAGACGACGACAACAUAGCCAAGCAUAUGAACCAAGGAGGGUUAGAGUUAACAGGAAUUUCUCCUGAGCAUUCCUUAUUUGAUAAAGAGAAUCGAAAUAAGGUAUGUGAGACAGUAACCAAUUUGCAACUCAACGGUUUGGUGAUGCCUGGUUCAAAUGUUACCAUUACAGAAGCAGCACUCUUGGCUGAAUAUUUCCUAGAGAAGAAAAUCCCUACCUCCGUUGUCGGUAUCCCACUAACAGGAUCGAACAAUUUGAUUCACGAGCUGAUAGAAACGUGUGUAGGUUUUGACAGCAGUACGAAGGUAUAUGCAUCACUCAUUGGAAAUGUUCUAACAGAUGCAGUUAGUAUGCCCAAGUAUUGGCAUUUCAUUCGUCUAAUGGGACGAUCUCCUUCUCAUGAAGUUCUAGAGUGUGCGUUGCAGACUCAUCCUAACAUGGUAAUCAUUUCGGAGGAGUAUGGAGCUGCUGAUAAAACAUUGUGGAGGGUUGUUCAAGACAUUGCAGAUGUGGUUUGUGCAAGAGCUGAAUUGGGAAAGAACUACGGUACGGUAUUGAUCCCGGAUGCGCUACUCAUGCAUUUACCUCAUAUGAAGAUUCUACUAACCGAAAUUAGUGACAUACUGAACGAUGCUAAUGAGAAGGGGAAAUUGGUCGAGGCGAGGAAUGACUUGGUGAAUUUGUCGACCACGCAGAGUGGCACAACAGGGGGAGCAGGAGCAGGAGCAAAAGCUGGGGUUGCAUCCGGAGCAACGUCGACAGACGCACAACCCGUGUCUACCUCCCCAUGGGUUGAAAAAUUGACCCCGUGGAGUUUAGCCCUGCUGAAGACAUUCCCCCAAUUCAUCAUUAAGGAACUGCUGCACGUGGAUUUGAGAUCCAUGAGAUUUGAAAAGUUAGAAACAGAACAGUUGCUUUUACAAAUGGUGAAGGAAGAACUCCAUCAGAGGAAACAACAGGGAAAAUAUUCAGGAGUCUUCAUGGGAUUGACUCACUUCUUUGGUUACCAAGGCCGUUCAUCCCUGCCAUCUGAAUUUGAUUGUAAAUUGGCUUAUUCCUAUGGCCAUGCUGCUUCUAUAGUGAUUGAAAGUGGGCUCACAGGAUAUAUUGUCUCGAUAAGGGGGCUCUGUGGUAAUAUUAAAGAUUGGAAAAUGUUUGCCAUUCCCUUUAUAUCGUUGAUGAAAAUUUUGCCCAGAGGACAGGGCAGUAAGUAUUUGAAGAGCGCUUCUAAAGGAGACCUCCCUGUUAUUCCUAGUGCCCCUGUUGACCUGAACGGCAAGGCGUAUAGAAGUUUAAAAAUUGCUUUGCAAAAGUGGCAGAUGGAGGAUAGAUUCUGUAAUCCAGGACCCAUCCAGUUUGAAGGAAAUGCAUCUAACUAUUAUAACCGCAUUUUGUUUGAAGAGCAGUCUGAGUACUUUGAGAUGCUUCGUUACGUGGAGUGCUACGCGAACAUACUGAAGGAUACGUGCCGUUUCGGUGUUUCAGCGGACUACCUAAAAAACGUAUUCGUGCAGUUGUGUGGUAUGCUUGUUCUCGCUUACAAGCCAAACGACAUUCUCUCCAACAUGCCCUACAUCGGCAGCAUCGAGGAUUACUAUGAUUGGGAGAAUCAGCGCAAGAGGAUGGACUAG